AUGGCGCCUUCAAAUCCUCUUGCCAAUUGGCAGAAGAUCGGGGACAGCUUCUACCGCAAAGUCCCUCUGUAUGAUGCCAUUUUCGACGAGGACGUCGAACUAGAGAACUACAUCGUCGCGGGCGCCCCUUACGGAGGAGCGAUCGCGCUGUACCGCGAUGAAACCAAGCCAUACAGGCUUCAGGACGCGCAGGCUUCCCGAUCGAGCAUUGACAUCUAUACCUGCUCUGGAAAGCAGAUUAAUCGCAUCAAUUGGGAGCAAGCCACUAUCCGAGGGCUGGGCUGGUCCGACAAGGAGGAGCUCUUGGUCGUUGCCGAGGAUGGAACGGUGCGACGUUAUUUUGGCUUGGAUGGCGAGUUUACUUCCUUUUCUCUUGGGAACGGCGCCGAAGAAUAUGGCGUGAGAGCCUGUCAAUUCUGGGCCUCGGGCCUCGUGGCAUUGCUGUCAAAUAAUCAACUGAUUGCUGUCUCCAAAUAUGAUGAGCCGCGCCCAAGGUUGCUCGCUCCUUGCCCAGAGGGUGAGGUCUCCUCGUGGUCGUUGAUUCCGCCGGCGCAUACGCUUUCACGCUCUGUGGAAGUCCUGCUGGCCGUCGAUAAGACGAUCUUUUUGAUCGACUCGAACGACGCCGAGGACAAGAUCCUGCAGGAUGGCCCAUUUAAACAUGUGAGCGUGUCUCCGACCGGUCGCUUUGUCGCAAUCUUCACAGGGGAAGGCAAGCUAUGGGUGGUCAGCAACGACUUCCAGAACAAAUUCAGCGAAUAUGAUUCGAAAUCCCGGGUUCCUCCAAAUACCGUCAACUGGUGUGGGGAUGAUGCAGUCAUUCUUGCUUGGGAGGAUGAAAUGCACUUGGUUGGCCCGAAUGGUGUGGCAUCAAGGUACUACUACGACGGCCGCUUCCACCUUAUUCCCGAAUUCGAUGGGGUCCGGCUCAUGACUAAUGAUACGUGCGAGUUUCUGCACAAGGUCGCUGGCGUGACGGAGGAAAUAUUCCGAUUUGGCUCUUCUUCUCCAGCAUCUGUGCUUCUUGACUCCGUGGAACAGCUGGAGAAAAAAUCACCCAAAGCAGAUGAGAACAUUCAGCGGAUCCGCUCCAGUCUUCCCACGGCGGUCGACACUUGUAUCAAAGCAGCAGGUCACGAAUUCGAUGCCUACUGGCAGAAGCGGUUAUUGAAGGCCGCGUCCUUCGGGAAAUCCGUCCUCGAGCUCUAUAACAGUGAUGAGUUUGUGGAAAUGGCCGAAAAGCUUCGCGUUCUCACAGCAGCAAGGGAUUAUCAUAUUGGCUUGCCUCUUUCUUACGAGCAAUACUUGCGUCUCACCCCCGAAGGCCUCGUUGAGCGCUUGAUUAAUCGACAUGAGUACUUGCUUGCAAUCCGAGUCUCAGAAUAUCUCCAAAUCCCGGCCGAUCGAAUCUACGUUCACUGGGCGAGCCAAAAAGUCAAGGUCUCAACAGUAGAUGAUGAAGCUGUAUGCAAGCUCAUUGUCCAGAGGCUGGAGGGAAAACCCGGCAUCUCCUUUGAGAUCAUUGCUCAGGCUGCCUAUGACGAGGGUCGCUCCCACCUGGCCACUCAGUUGCUGAAUCACGAGCCACGGGCUGGAAAGCAGGUUCCCCUGCUGUUGAACAUGGAAGAGGCUGAGCUUGCUCUUGAUAAGGCUAUUGAGAGCGGUGACAAUGACCUCGUGAACUAUGUGCUUUUGCACCUGAAGAGUAAACUUCCUCUGGCAAGCUUUUUCCGAAUGAUCAAUACCCGUCCCGUGGCUUCUGCGCUUGUGGAAACUGCUGCACGAGGCGAGGACACAGAACUGCUCAAGGAUCUUUUCUAUCAGGACGACCGACCCAUUGAGGGCGCUAAUGUCCUGCUCACAGAGGCCCUGCGUGAAACAGAGCUACAGCGGAAGACUGAGAAACUUCACCUGGCAUCACGCUUGUUGUCCGACUCUAAAGAUGCGACUGUGGUACUUCACCAAAAGCUGGUCUCCGAGGCUUCUCAGCUUUUGAAGGUCCAAGAAGCGCUGGAUAGGGACUUGGAAGACCGAACCGAGUUUGUCGGUUUAAGUCUCAACGAGACUGUUUACAGGCUUAUCCGGGCUGGCUACGGGAAAAGGGCCCACAAGAUGCAAGGUGAAUUCAAGAUACCUGAGCGGACGUACUGGUGGUUGAGGCUCAGAGCCUUGGUGGCUAAACGAGACUGGGGUGAGUUGGAGGAGCUUGCCAAAACCAAAAAGUCUCCAAUCGGAUGGGAGCCUUUUUAUAAUGAGAUUCUGGGCGCGGGAAACACCAAGCUGGCAUCGGUAUUCGUCCCGAAAUGUACCAACCUACCCGUGGCCGAGCGAAUUGAGAUGUGGGUCAAGUGCGGAAUGAUUGUGAAGGCGGGAGAAGAGGCACAGAAGGCCAAGGACCUGAACACCCUGGAACUCCUUCGUACACGAGCGUCCGGGCCUGCAAUUACCGAAAUCGAACGCAUGAUCAAUCAAAUGAGACCGAGGAAGUGA
This is a messenger RNA of Penicillium alfredii, 2490 nucleotides long. RefSeq names its product tethering complex subunit VPS16 (gene vp16). The transcript is spliced from 7 exons. NCBI's taxonomy places the organism in Eukaryota, Fungi, Ascomycota, Eurotiomycetes, Eurotiales, Aspergillaceae. Gene Ontology annotation, cellular component: endosome; HOPS complex; cytoplasm. Gene Ontology annotation, biological process: vacuole fusion, non-autophagic; endosomal transport; intracellular protein transport. The record is from RefSeq and is a predicted model, not a curated record. Gene Ontology annotation, molecular function: actin binding. Bases 1 to 2490 code for a protein of 829 amino acids.